AUGUUACUUAAAAUGGCCAAAUACAAUCUCAAUGCUAUCUAUACGAUCAUUACGAUAAACGAUGAACAAAAUUCAUCAAUAUAUGUUAUUGGAGUCGGUCAAGGUAGUCUUGGUCUUGCUCAACCUGAAUCCUAUGCAAAUGAAAAUGCUUUGACAAAAAGUUAUCAACAAUGGAUGAAAGAUUUAGCUAUGACAAUGACCAACGUAACAUCGAUGAUUGAUGAUGAUGUUACUUCGAUAUUCGAAUUGGAAAAGAAAAUUGCCGAGUUCUCUUGGACAAUAGCCGAACAAAUUGCUCGUCAAAAAGAUAAUGUUCGAACAACAGUCAGCAAUCUCUCAAACACUAUUAACAGCAGUAUUGAUUUUAGCAAUUAUCUUCGUCGUGUCUAUCAAUCGGUCAAUGUCACUUUGAACGAUACAGAACGUGUCAUUGUUGGUGAACUUGAAUAUUUAAAAAAUGUUUCGAAUGUAAUUAGUCAAUAUUCAUCGCGAACUUUACAAAAUUAUUUUAUUUGGCGUUUUAUGAUGACAUUAAUUGACUAUAUGCCGAAACGUUUUCGAACAACAAAGCAACAAUUUACUCAAACACUCGAUGGAUCUGCUAGCGAAGAGAAACGAACUCUGACUUGUAGUUCAAAUGUUAACUCUCUCAUGGGUUUUGCUCUAUCGAGACUCUAUAUUCGCAAAUAUUUUGAUGAAAAUGCCCGUAAUGAGUCAUUAAUUAUGAUUGAAAAUAUUCGAAAUACAUUUAUCGAAAUGAUCAAUCAAUCGAAUUGGAUGGAUUCAGUUUCGAAAACAAAAGCCAUGGCAAAGGCUCGAGCAAUUGUCGAAAAUGUUAGUUAUCCGGACUAUGUGGCCAGUGAUAAUGUUACAAAACUCGAAAAAGACUAUGCUGAUUACAAAUUCAAUUCAUCUUAUAUUCUAAAUGGUUUAAAGAUUGCUCACUUAGCAGCUAAAGACAAUUAUCGUCUUCUUCGUCAAUCUGUCGAUCGUCAAACAUGGACUUUUCCGCCGACUAAAAUCGAGGCAGCUUAUAAUCCAUCUUUAAAUUCCAUAUGUAUCGGAAGCACCAUGGGACAUGAAAUAACACAUGGAUUCGAUAUAAUGGGUCGACAAUAUGAUCAAAAUGGAAAUAUAGUACCUUGGUGGGCAAAUGAAACAAUCGAUGCUUAUAAUAAACAGACCGAAUGUUUUAUUCAACAAUACAGUAAUUAUACAGUGCCGAGUGUCAAUCGUCAGGUUUUUCUUUUUCGUUGUAUUUGA
Molecule: messenger RNA, 1263 nt
Organism: Rotaria sp. Silwood2
Lineage: Eukaryota; Metazoa; Rotifera; Eurotatoria; Philodinida; Philodinidae
Source: the annotation of a GenBank genome assembly